AACAAGGAUGAUCAACAGUGCCAAGAGCAAAGUCAAGGAUUUCCUGAGCCUCUCAAGGCUUUGAUAGUUGAUGAUUAUCUCUUGAUGGACUUGUGCGAGUGACAAAGAGUGAACGUGUGAGAGGAGAAGGAGCAACUCCAACGAGCCUGGUUUGGACAGCGGCGCGGAGCCUCGCCUCUCAGUCUCGCUGCUGCUUGCUCACAGACAGUUUGUGUGUGUCUUGGAGAGAUGUCUGACGGAGCAAACCAGAGCCUGGAAUUUUACUGCGGUUCCAGCCCGCCCAGAGCCGCGGAUAUUUUAAAGAAUUUAAGUGUGCCUGCUAUCAUCUUGUACACAGUUCUCACUCUAAUGGCUGUAAUUGCAAAUCUUGUGUAUUUUGAGGAAGUUAUCUACCUGUUAAGAAAAGUCCCAGCCACAAACAGGAGAGCGACUAUUAUGUGGGUCAACGGGGCUGCACCUGUGAUUGCAACUACAUCCUGUAUUGGGAUGUGGAUUCCUCUAGCAUCGAUGAUCACAGAUUUGACGACAGCAGUGUAUUUUGCAAUUGUCAUCCAUAAAUUCCAGCGAAUGAUGAUAGAAGAAUUUGGAGGUGAUGAGCUAUUCUUGAAACGUUUUCAGAAUACUCCUGUGAAGAUUAGUACAGGACCAUGUUGCUGCUGUUGUCUUUGUUUGCCUUUUGGAAAGAUUUCAAGGCGACUGAUGUUCAUACUGAAAUUGGGAACAUUUCAGCUUGCUUUCUUACGGCCAGUCCUAAUGAUCUUCACCUUAGUCCUUUGGGUGAAUGGGACAUUCAGUCUGGAUGAUCUUUCUGCUAGUGGACCUGCAAUAUGGAUUAACUCCUCCCUUGGUGUAUCCACAAUAGUUGCACUGUGGCCUAUUGGAAUUGUUUUUAACAAAGUUAAAGGUGAACUAAAAAAUCAGAAGAUAAUUCCAAAAUUCACUCUAUAUCAGAUUUCAUUCAUUCUCACACAACUCCAAGCUGCCAUUAUCAACAUAACAGCACUGUCAGGUGGCAUAGCCUGUGCACCUCCGCUUUCACCCACAGCCAGAGGAGGAUAUAUGAACCAGCAGCUUCUCAUUAUGGAAAUGUUCAUUAUCACUUUGUUAUCACGAAUCUACUACCGGAGAAAAUACAAUCAACAAGAAAUAGAUGGAAUUCAACCCACAGUAAAAGCACAAGAUAACCAAAACCCCGCAAAUGGCAUCAAAAUAGAAGUUGAAACCAUGAGAGUGUAAAAUACCUUUUUAAUGGAAAGGGCUAAAUGUUCUAUCACUGACAGUUUCUCAGUGCUCAUUUUGGCUUUCAAGAAAACACCAGCCUGUCUUCUCACACAACUCCAAAAAUGUUUGUUUAGAUUCGCAACUUUCAUGAUUUUCAUGGGGAGAACGUUUCCUGUUCCUGUAUGUAAUGGAUCUCUGGUCACAGUGAUUGCAGAACAAAUACAUGGAGGUAAACACAUGCCAUAAAUAAAUUGAACUGUUAUUUUAGCAGUUUUUAAAAUUUUGUUCUGGGAUGCUGAUCCUUAUUUUGCCCUUGAACUGAAUGAUUUGGUAGGCUAUUUCAAGGUCAAAUAUAUUGCUUUGCAUCUGGAGUCGUGCAUAGGUCCCAGAACAGAUCAGGAUAAUAGGUUUUCUUCCAUAAAGGACACGAGUGAACCUUUUACCAAUGGUUGAUGUCCACUACUAGACUAGAUUUUAAUUGCAGAUCUUUGUUCAAUUUAAAUGUUGUCAUUUGCCACAGCGAUAUUCAAACUGAUAUUUCUAGACCGUUAGCCUGGAUUACUCGACCAGUGACAUUACCACUAUGCUACUAUUUGCUACAACAGGUUGACAACAGGGGAGACAUUUAGCAAGAUCUUUUCUUUUAUGCCUAUUCUGACUAUAUCAGAUGUACAUUGGAAGUAUAGUCUAGAUUAUUCACCAGUUUCAGACAAUUUUAGAAUAACUCAACACGAGCCAAAGUCUUUGGCUUUGCUUAUGGUUCAGCUCUGAUUGAAAAUGGCUAUGUGGAUUGCUUUUACGACAUCAAAUGAAGGUAUCAUCCAAGUAAUCAUGCAAAAAGUAAAUGACGUCUCAAAUAUACCAUGUAAUGACAUCUGAUGAACAUUCAUCCACAACUGGAGGAUUUUGAAUAUUUGGCAUUACAGUAUCGCUCUCUGAAUAUCAUGUAUGUAUGCCAUUGAAAACUUCUGAAGGAAGUAUGGAGACCAAACCCAACACUUUGGUUGUAACUUCUGGGUCUAGAGUUAUUCUGUAUUCAUGUCAGAGCAUAACAUCAUUGUAAUUGCGUGUCAGCGACAACUAAUUGCUUCUGGUUAGAAUCUCACAGUUAUUAAAGCAAUCAAUUUUGAGGAAGAAGGAGAAAGUUUCGUGAGAUCUGUAGGGAUCAAAGAUGCAUCAACUGAAGACUAUGACUGAAGGGAUGAAUAAUACUGAAAGGAGGUAUUUCCUGAGUUCUCAUUAGCUGUAUUCUGGUCCAUUCUUGCAACUGGUAAUAUAUCACUGAACAGUGGAAAAGAGAAAGAAGGAGCUAAAUCUGGUUGCAAAACUGAGCCUGGACACCACCGUUGGAAUUUGCCGAUAUAGCAUCCAUUAGCAGUUCUAAGGAAAAGAUGUUUAGUUUGGAUCAAUGGAAUUGCAAUGGCCUUAUUUCAUCUCUUAACUGUGUCCAUUUUCUACAGCUAUAAUGAUUAAUCUGCAUUUCAUGUGUUCCAGCAGUGGUCAAAUUGAAAGGGCUUUUGUCACAAGUAGCCAGGAGGCCCAGGUUCAAGUCCUACCAGCUCUAGAGAUGUGUAAUAAUGUGUCUGAACAAAUUUAAUUCAGAAAAUAUCCAAUUAUAACGCCAAUUCAGCGUUCUUGUGUAGUGGCUCUGUCCCUACAUCUUGUUAAGUCCCACUGCUUCAGAGGUGUGCAAUAGCGUUUUUCAAACAAGUUGAUUCGAAAAAUAAAAAAAAACUUAAUUUGGCCAGCAUAGAAAUUGCUUUCUGCAAUAAUAUUCUAGUUACAAUUGAUUGGACAGGCUGGGAUUGAAAAUUAGUUUACUUCUUUAACUCAGAGAUAGUAAGAGCUGCAGGUGCGGGAGUCAGUUUCUUCAGAAACCUGACCCGAAAUGUCAACUUUCCUACUCCUUUGAUGCUGCCUGGCCUGCUGUGUUCCUCCAGCUCCACACAGUGUUGUCUCUUACUUCGUUGACUGUUUCAUUUAAAGAGCAUUUGCGGGCAAAGUAGGUCUGACACCUUAAUGCAAUGCUCUUAAUAGAGUUCAGUGCUCAUAGGGAAUACUGUAUAGAAUCUUGGAUUUUAUAUUAAUUUUAAUGGACAGAAAAUAUGUUUUCCAACCAGCAUUAUUUAUGAAUGCCAUUUAUCAAAUACACCACUAUUCAACCAUACUCAAAAGAUAAACAUAGGGAUGAGCAGAUAGGUGCCGAAUGCCUAUUCAAAACUGGGGAAACUGCCUGAAUCCAAUAAACUCAUAGGAUACAGAAACUUGCACAUUACCUGUAUUCUUCUUAUCCCUGUUUCUGGCAAGUUUCCAGGUAAAGGGAGUGCAAUAAUUGUUUUAUUUUGAGUCUCACGCUAAAGGUGAAACAUGUUAAUCAUAAGGUUACCAACAACGUUCCUCCGUAUAAUUCUAUACUUUUGGACUAAAUUUCAAAUUCUGUUCAUUGACAGAAGAGUGCAACUUAGUUUGAGUUUCUAGAUUUGAAUUCUUAUGUGUGUCCUAAUCAUAAAAGGUGUCAAUUCCAUUUUACCUGAAAAUACUCUUUGAAUGAAACAGUCAAAGAAAUAAUGAGAGAUAACAA
Messenger RNA from Stegostoma tigrinum, 3802 nucleotides. RefSeq names its product organic solute transporter subunit alpha-like. The coding region runs from base 229 to 1236 and encodes 335 amino acids. The record is from RefSeq and is a predicted model, not a curated record. Lineage: Eukaryota; Metazoa; Chordata; Chondrichthyes; Orectolobiformes; Stegostomatidae. Gene Ontology annotation, molecular function: transporter activity. Gene Ontology annotation, biological process: transport. The transcript is spliced from 9 exons.